Messenger RNA from Botrytis fragariae, 765 nucleotides. Its product is annotated as putative gpi- c transferase subunit p protein. The coding region runs from base 1 to 765 and encodes 254 amino acids. NCBI's taxonomy places the organism in Eukaryota, Fungi, Ascomycota, Leotiomycetes, Helotiales, Sclerotiniaceae. The record is from RefSeq and is a predicted model, not a curated record. The transcript is spliced from 2 exons.
AUGACAUCCUCGUCAACAUCCUCCUCACCUCCACCACCCGACCCUGACGACUACCUAUUCCAAUCACACUACCAACCAAAUCCUACGCAUCCGAACCCCUCUCAACCCCUAACGCCCCGACCACAUUCUCGACCCAGCUCAUCCUCUCUCCUCCGACCCUCUCGCCCCACCACUCCCGAUUCCUCCGCCGAUGAACUCGAACCCCCCGUCCCGCGUGCCUCCCCCAAGGUUCCAACCUACGAAUACUACGGUUUCGUACUCUACCUUUUCUCCUCUCUAACCUUCCUGCUCUAUCUCCUCUGGUCCUACCUCCCAUCUCCCUUCCUACACGCUCUAGGAAUCUACUACUAUCCCAAUCGUUGGUGGUCUCUCGCGUUACCGAGUUGGAUUGUUAUGCUUCUCGUAUAUAUCUAUGUCGCGCUCGCGAGUUAUAAUACCGGAUACCUUACACUAGGUAUGAGUAAUGUGGAGACGAUUAUAGAUGGGGCUGCGAAUGUGUGUUUAGUUGAUGGGAGGGGAAUGGCGGGAGCGAGUCAUGCCAGUCAGGAGGAGAAUGCUAGGGAGAAAGAUAGGAGGAGAGGUAAGGAGAAGGAAAGGGGUACGGGCUAUACUGGGGGAGGGAAAGAGGCGGAUGUGAGGGCAUGGAAGAAAGUUUGGAGUCGAGGUACGGAUGCUGUUAUGGAUGUACCAUUGGGUGGUGUAUGUGAAAUUCUAUAUGGAGAUGGGAGGGAGGAUCUUGAGAUGGACGAUGAUGAUUAUUAUUGA